UAUAUGUCUCAGAUUCGCUCUGGGUUGGAAUUAAUACAAGCGUUGAGUCCGUGCAUUUCAGAGUCAGAGGCUGUGUGGGAGACAAAGUGAGAAAAGGAGGCAAAUCGUGGAAGGAACAGGAUCUGACCCCAUCUUAAGAGAUAUUUGAACAAGGCGUUCUUCAGCAACCUAAAGCUUAUGAAUUGUGACUCAGAAAACUGGGUGGAAUAUUUUUCUUUGCGUCAAAGUUGCUGACAUAUCAAAUUCUGGGGCUGUGAGUGUAUUGUAGCAAAUGUCCUUCCGCAGUAUAGUUCGUGAUGUAAGGGAUGGGUUUGGGAGCUUAUCAAGGCGGAGUUUUGAGGUGAGGCUUCCGGGCCAUCAUAGGAGGUCACAAAGCUCAGUACACGAGUUGCAGGUUGAAGCUCCAGUUAUACAGAACAGCCGGUGGGCUAGCCUUCCACCAGAGCUUCUUCGUGAUGUUAUCAAAAGAUUGGAAGCAAGUGAGAGUACAUGGCCUGGUCGUAAAAACGUAGUUACUUGUGCUGCUGUGUGCAAGUCCUGGAGAGAAAUGUGCAAAGAAAUUGUGAGCAGUCCAGAGUUCUCUGGGAAGAUUACUUUCCCUAUUUCCCUAAAACAGCCCGGAUUCAGGGAUGGAACCAUCCAGUGUCUCAUCAAGAGGGACAAAUCUAAUUUGACAUACCAACUUUCUCUCUGCCUUAGUCCUGCAUUGCUCGUUGACAAUGGGAAGUUUCUUUUAUCAGCGAAAAGAACUAGGAGAACUACGUGCACAGAGUAUAUUAUAUCAAUGGAUGCACAUGACAUGUCAAGAUCUAGUAGUAGGUACAUUGGAAAACUGAGGUCAAAUUUUCUUGGCACCAAAUUUAUAAUUUAUGAUACUCAGCCUCCCUACAAUAAUUCUCAGCUGUCUCCCCCUGGCCGAAGCCGUAGGUUUUAUUCAAAGAAGGUUUCUCCGAAAGUCCCAAGUGGCAGCUACAAUAUUGCCCAAAUCACUUAUGAGCUUAAUGUGCUAGGUACUAGGGGACCUCGACGGAUGCACUGUACCAUGUAUACUAUCCCCACAUCAUCUCUCCAGCCUGGUGGCAUUGUCCCGGGCCAGCCUGAGCUUCUUCCCCGCUCCCUCGAGGAUUCAUUCAGAAGUAUAUCCUUCUCAAAAUCGAUUGACAAUUCAACUGAGUUUAACAGCUCGAGGUUCUCAGACAUAAUGGGUCCCGGAAACGAAGAGGAGGAAGUUAAGGAGAGACCGUUAGUUCUUAAGAACAAGGCACCAAGGUGGCAUGAGCAGCUGCAGUGUUGGUGCCUAAACUUCCGGGGGAGGGUGACCGUUGCAUCUGUCAAAAAUUUUCAGCUGAUUGCGGCAACUACACCACCCGCAGCCGGUGCCCCAACACCAGCACAGCCAGCGCAGCCAUUGCAGUCUGAUCAUGACAAGAUUAUUCUUCAGUUCGGCAAGGUUGGGAAGGACAUGUUCACAAUGGAUUACCGAUAUCCCCUAUCAGCGUUUCAGGCUUUUGCCAUUUGCCUGACCAGCUUCGACACAAAACUGGCUUGUGAAUAGUGACAUUAGAGAGAUAUGGUAAGAAACAAAGAAGGGAAAGAAAAAAAAAAAAACAAAAGAAUUCAAUCUUUACAUUUAGGCAUUUAUAGGAUGAAAUCGUAUGCAGCUGUUGUACACCCAAUAGUUUAAUAACUGUAAAGUACAGGUCACUCUGUGCUCUUCCUUUUUCUUUUGGUCUCCUUUUUGAUUUAGUAUGCACUGCCUUUGUCGAACUGUGUUGUUAUCCUCGUAUGGUCCAUGGGGAUGAAGGUGUAGACUCUGUAUGUUCGGAUGUAAAGAAAAUUUAGUUGCAAAUUUA
Molecule: messenger RNA, 1853 nt
Organism: Prosopis cineraria
Lineage: Eukaryota; Viridiplantae; Streptophyta; Magnoliopsida; Fabales; Fabaceae
Product: tubby-like F-box protein 8
Exons: 5
Coding region: 272-1555 (427 amino acids)
Molecular function (GO): protein binding
Source: RefSeq, a predicted model, not a curated record